Molecule: messenger RNA, 810 nt
Organism: Lagenorhynchus albirostris (white-beaked dolphin)
Lineage: Eukaryota; Metazoa; Chordata; Mammalia; Artiodactyla; Delphinidae
Gene: MOG
Product: myelin oligodendrocyte glycoprotein
Biological process (GO): T cell receptor signaling pathway; regulation of cytokine production
Cellular component (GO): external side of plasma membrane
Molecular function (GO): signaling receptor binding
Source: RefSeq, a predicted model, not a curated record
AUGGCCAGUUUUUUGAGCUCCUUUCUGCCCAGCUGCCUCCCCUCCCUCCUCUUCCUCCUCCAGCUGUCUUCCAGCUCUGCAGGACAGUUCAGAGUAAUGGGACCAGGGCAGCCCAUCCGGGUGCUGGUGGGGGAUGAAGCGGAAUUGCCCUGUCGCAUAUCUCCAGGAAAGAACGCUACAGGCAUGGAGGUGGGAUGGUACCGACCCCCCUUCUCCAGGGUGGUUCAUCUCUACCGAAAUGGCAAGGACCAAGAUGAAGAACAGGCGCCUGAAUACCGGGGCCGCACGGAGCUGCUGAAAGAGACUAUUGGGGAGGGAAAGGUGACCCUCAGGAUCCGGAAUGUAAGGUUCUCAGAUGAAGGAGGUUUCACCUGCUUCUUCCGAGAUCAUUCUUACCAAGAGGAGGCAGCAAUAGAAUUGAAAGUGGAAGAUCCCUUCUACUGGAUCAACCCUGGAGUGCUGGCGCUCAUCGCGGUUCUGCCUGUGCUCCUCCUGCAGAUCACUGUGGGCCUUGCCUUCCUCUGCCUGCAGCGCAGACUCAGAGGAAAACUUCCAGCAGAGAUGGAGAAUCUCCACCGGACUUUUGAUCCCCACUUCCUGAGGGUGCCCUGCUGGAAGAUAACCCUGUUUGUAAUCGUGCCAUUUCUCGGACCCCUGGUGGCCUUGAUCAUCUGCUACAACUGGCUACACGGACGACUAGCAGGGCAAUUUCUUGAAGAGCUAAGUAAGUUUUCUUCUCUUUCUUAUAAGCUGAGAGCAAAAAAAAAAAAAAAAACAAGGAAAGCAGCAAGGGGAAGAGGGGGCUAUUGA